AUGUCGCACAGGAAGUUCUCCGCUCCCCGUCACGGUUCGCUGGGUUUCACCCCCAGGAAGCGCGCCGCCAGGCACCGCGGAAAGUGCAAGACCUUCCCCAAGGAUGAUGCCUCGAAGAAGCCCCACCUUACGGCUUUCCUCGCCUACAAGGCCGGCAUGACCCACGUCGUGCGCGACCUCGACAAGCCCGGCUCCAGGAUGCACAAGCGUGAGGUCGUGGAGGCCGUGACGAUCCUCGAGGCCCCUCCCAUGGUUGUGGUCGGCAUCGUCGGUUACAUCGACACCCCCAGCGGCAUGCGCACCCUCACCACCGUGUGGGCUCAGCACUUGUCGGCUGAGUGCCUCCGCCGCUUCUACAAGAACUGGUACCGCUCGAAGAAGAAGGCCUUCACCAAGUACCAGAAGGCCCUCGCCGCCAACAAGGCCCGCGUCUUCGACCGUGAGGUUGCCCGCCUGAAGAAGUACUGCACCGUCGUGCGCGUCAUCGCCCACACCCAGGUCCGCAAGCUCAACCAGAGGCAGAAGAAGGCCCAUAUCAUGGAGAUCCAGGUCAACGGUGGUUCCAUCGCCGACAAGGUCGACUUCGCUGUCUCCCUCCUCGAGAAGCCCGUGCCCGUCGACAACGUCUUCGGCGACUCCGAGCUCGUCGACACCAUCGGCGUCACCAAGGGUAAGGGUUACGAGGGCGUCACCACCCGUUGGGGCGUCACCCGCCUUCCCCGCAAGACCCAUCGUGGUCUCAGGAAGGUGGCUUGUAUCGGUGCCUGGCAUCCGGCUGCCGUCCAGUGGUCUGUGCCCCGCGCUGGUCAGAACGGUUACCACCACAGGACUGAGCUCAACAAGAAGAUCUACAGGAUCGGCAAGGGCGUACGUCAGGAGGGUGGCAAGAUCGUCCACAACAACGCCUCGACCGAGUUCGAUCUUACUGAGAAGAGCAUCACCCCCAUGGGUGGCUUCCCCCACUACGGUGAGGUCAACGAGGACUACCUGAUGAUCAAGGGUGCCGUCAUUGGCCCCAAGAAGCGCGUCAUCACCAUCAGGAAGGCCCUCCUCCGCCCGACCAAGAGGUGGCAGCUGGAGAAGAUCGCCCCCAAGUUCAUCGAUACUUCCUCCAAGUUCGGUCACGGUCGUUUCCAGACCAAGGAGGAGAAGGAGAAGUUCAUGGGCAUCAGGAAGAAGGACAAGGUCGUCGCCUAA
Messenger RNA from Acanthamoeba castellanii str. Neff, 1197 nucleotides. RefSeq names its product ribosomal protein L3, putative. The transcript has 3 exons. The record is from RefSeq and is a predicted model, not a curated record. Gene Ontology annotation, molecular function: structural constituent of ribosome; RNA binding. The coding region runs from base 1 to 1197 and encodes 398 amino acids. NCBI's taxonomy places the organism in Eukaryota, Discosea, Longamoebia, Acanthamoebidae. Gene Ontology annotation, cellular component: ribosome; cytosolic large ribosomal subunit. Gene Ontology annotation, biological process: translation; ribosomal large subunit assembly.